Sclerotinia sclerotiorum 1980 UF-70 is the source of this 2253-nucleotide messenger RNA. RefSeq lists its product as hypothetical. The coding region runs from base 1 to 2253 and encodes 750 amino acids. Gene Ontology annotation, molecular function: protein binding. Lineage: Eukaryota; Fungi; Ascomycota; Leotiomycetes; Helotiales; Sclerotiniaceae. The transcript has 3 exons. Gene Ontology annotation, biological process: regulation of actin filament polymerization. The record is from RefSeq and is a predicted model, not a curated record.
AUGGCGGAGGUUGAUAUUGCUCCCCAGUUUGGCCUUGAGCUGAAGGAUGGAUUCAAAGCGACAAAUACUUGGGUGUCCAAUGGCAUUGACUGGCUGGACGACAUCCAAGCUUUCUAUCGCGAAAGAAGUGUAAUCGAGAAGGAAUACAGCGCAAAACUCAAUGCUUUAGCAAAGAAGUAUUAUGAGAAGAAGACAAAGAAGUCAAGCAAUCUAAGUGUCGGUGAUACACCUGCUAUGACCCCUGGGUCACUCGAGAGGUUAGGGAUAUUCUUAACAGAACUAGUCGUGCAACUGUUAACUAACCUUAUCGCAUGUAGUGCGUCAUUAACAACAUGGACAACCCAACUUACCACUCUCGAAUCUCGCGCGGCGGAACACGAUCGUUUUGGGGGGGAAUUGAUUACGCAGGUUGCAGAGCCACUGAAAGUACUUGGAGGACGCUACGACGAGCUGAGGAAACGCCACGUGGAAUAUGCGGACAAAUUGGAGAAGGAGAGAGAUUCUACAUAUGCGGAUCUGCGCAAAAUGAAAGGAAAAUACGAUGCCGCAUGUCAGGAAGUCGAGAACAAGCGGAAGAAAGCAGAGUCAUCAUUUGAUUAUUCAAAGACGAAAGCACAAAAUGCAUACCAACAACAGAUUCUUGAAAUGCACAACGUCAAAAAUAGCUACUUAAUCGCCAUAAAUGUCACCAAUAAACAAAAAGAGAAAUACUAUCAUGAGUAUAUCCCGGACCUUCUCGACAGCUUACAGGACCUGUUCGAAUCGCGCACAGUUAAACUUAAUGGUAUAUGGACACUAGCGGCGCAAUUAGAGAAGGGAAUGCUAGAACGUAGCACAGAGUUUACCAAUCACUUACUGACAGAGAUCCCAAGAAAUCAACCUUCUCUAGAUUGUAUGAUGUUUGUCAGACAUAAUGUGGGACCCUGGCAAGAGCCUCCAGACAAGCCAUUUGAACCAAGUCCUGUAUGGCACGACGACAAUGCGAUGAUGGUGGGAGAUACUGCAAAGGUUUUCCUACGGAACGUCCUUAGUAAAUCUAAAAAUCAACUUGGAGAUUUAAGGAGAGAGGUGGAUAAGAAGCGACGUGAGGUUGAAAGUAUCAAACGUGUGAAGCAGCAAAUUAGAGAGGGUAAGGACAAGCGGGACGAAGUCGAAGUUGUUAGGGCUAUUUUUGCUUUGCAAGAAGAGCUACAUCAAGUUGAUCACAAGAGACUCACUGCGGAGGUUGAAACAUCCACGAUUACAGCGGCGGUCGGCGAUGUCACGUUAGGCUCAAAGAGUCACAACUUCAAAUCUCAAACUUUCAAAAUACCCACUAAUUGCGAUUUAUGUGGUGAACGUAUAUGGGGACUUUCAGCAAAGGGAUUCGAUUGUAGGGAUUGUGGGUACACGUGUCACAGCAAAUGUGAGAUGAAGGUUCCAGCCGAAUGUCCAGGAGAACAAACCAAAGAUGAAAAGAAGAAACUAAAGGCAGAACGUCAAGAAGCUGCAAAUGCCUUGAAAGCUCCAGGCACAGGCCUGGCAGAUAGUGUUGCAGAGCUGCCAACUAUGAGUCGAUCCAAUACUAUGAAUUCGUUAAGUUCGGGCUAUGCUGCUAGUGCAAACAGAUCUCUCUCAGCAAAAUCGACAACUGAGGACACGCCUUCAGACACGACAGUUGAUCGAAGACAGAGUGUAAGUUCGAGUCUCAAGCCGGGAAUCCUAAAGAAAAACAGGGUUGUGGCUCCUCCACCAGCAGCGUAUAUUAGCGAAUUGCCAGGAAGCGGUGUGAUCAAUGGAUCGGCAUCAAAUGAACAGAAAGGAAAGAUGCUAUAUGCCUAUGACGCUAAUGGUAGCGAAGAGGUCACUGUAGCCGAGGGCAGUGAAGUCAUAAUCCUCGAACCAGAUGACGGUGGCUGGACCAAAAUCAAAUACGGCUCUAAAGAAGGUCUAGUGCCAACCGCCUAUCUCGAAAUUCUUCCUCCGUCUUCCCACAAUUCCACCAAUAGACCCGUUUCGAUAAUCUCUACUUCCGGCUCCUCAAUCUCUGCAAGCAAAAAGCAAGGCCCAGCCGUCGCACCUAAAAGGGGAGCGAAAAAAUUGAAAUAUGUAGAAGCACUUUAUGAAUACACGGCGCAGAGUGAAGCGGAACAUAGUAUGGUGGAGGGUGAAAGGUUUGUGCUUAUUAAGGAGGAUCCUGGGGAUGGAUGGGCAGAGGUUGAGAAGGGGGGGCAUGUGAAGAGCGUGCCGGCAAACUAUGUACAGAUUGUUUAG